UCUUCAAUAGAGACGUCUUGGAGUGGACUCGAGGACCCUCUCGUGCUCUGACGGGACUUAUGGAGCUCGCCGUCAGUCCAUCCAGCUCAGUGUCGGAGUGAUCGAUGCAGAUCUGAGCUGGUGCUGUGUCGGUGCCAGGCUGUGGAAGCACGAGGUGACCCGGCAGUACGAGAUUGCACCGGGAGAGAAGGAAACGACGUCGAGCUGAACGACACCGAGACGAGGACCGAGAGCGGGAGGAACCGUCCAGGGACCAGCAUCAUGGAAGACUUUAAGGUCCAGACCGCCAAGCAUCCCCCCGCAAACAGCGCGCCCCUGCGACCCCCCAACGAGCACUCCCGGGAGCGGGUCAAGCGCCUCUCCACCGACUCCAACGGGACGAGCGAGGGAGGAGCGGGAGCCAAAACCCCGGUGGAGCUCACGCCGCUCGAAGAGGCCUUCAGACGCUUCGCCAUCCACGGGGACACGCGGGCAACCGGCAAGGACAUGCACGGCAAGAACUGGUCCAAACUGUGCAAGGACUGCGGGGUGAUAGACGGCAAAAGCGUGACCCUCACCGACGUGGACAUCGUCUUCUCCAAAGUCAAGAACAAAUCUGCACGCACCAUCACGUACAACCAGUUCAAGGAGGCUCUCUCUGAGCUAGCGAGGAAGCGCUAUAAGGAUAAAACCAGUGAGGAGGCGUCGGAGGAGGUUUUCAAACUGGUGGAGGGGAAGUCGCCACUUAUAUCUGGAGUCACGAGGGCCGUGGCGUCCCCCACCGUGUCCCGUCUCACAGACACCAGCAAGUUCACCGGCUCUCACAAGGAGCGCUUCGACGAGACGGGCCGCGGGAAAGGCAAAGCGGGUCGCGUGGAUAUCGCCGACACGUCCGGCUACGUCUCCGGAUACAAACACGCCGGCUCGUACGAGAAGAAGGUCCUGGGCAAACCCGGACAGAAACCCGAAGAAGACGCCGCCAGUACAUUCCUCACCACGAUGGACGAUUUACUAACAGAUCUCAGAGGCAAAGCAAUGUGAUGACAGGACGUGGAAAGACUGAGCAGAAGAAAAAUGUUCGAUAAAAUGCCGACAACAGCACAACUGAGGUCUGAUCAAGCCUAUAGGUGGCGCUAUGUGGGCCUAGUCAGACGAUUCGGCUUUGUACAGGUAAAAAACUCAGCAGCCACUUGGCGCUAACGAUCAAGGUUUUCAGAUAUCGCCACUGAACAAUGAUACACUGACCACAGUUCUGUCACCCCACCAGUAGGUUAUGAAAGCACAAAUAGUGGCAUCAUUACACUCUGCCCUUGCUGCCUUUUAUCGACUUGCAGUGCAGUGGCACAAUGGUGAUGCCAACAGCCAGCCAAUCUGAAACUGAUCAUUCGGCUGCUCCUGUCAGGACUCGCCACAGCGGCUCAUUCAUCCACAGAUUCAGUUUGGCACAGUUUUUACACCGGAUGCCCUUCCUGUGCCCUCUUUUUCACCACUAAGGGUACGCUUUACACCAUGCAUGUUUCACCUAUUUAUGAGCCCAGCUCAGGAUUCAAACCCAAGAACUUAAGCACUGCUAAUACCAGCAGCGAGGACUCUACCAUUACGCAACACCAAUUAAAAAGCCUAAAUAAAAAUUGCAGUAAUCGGCACACCAUUCUAAACACCCUGGUUCGAAUCUCAGUUCUGCUAUCGAUCGGCUGGGCGCCAUCUAGCGGGCACAAUUGGCAGCGCCUGCAACAGACAAAAUUGGCAAUCGAGUCUGCAUUGUGGGAAAAGACCGGACUAACUGGGCGGGGUCUUUAAACACUGUUUAAGGACCCUGGUUAGCAGACAGAGGUGUCUCAUGUGCGAAUCCACCAAGGCAUGGGCGAAAAAGAAGGGGUCGAAGGACUGCACGUGUGUCCAAAGGGGCAUGGAGCAGGCGAAUAUACCCUCCUCGAACGCAAUCGGCAUCCCCAGCAGCGGAAGACUUAUUGGCUAUGCUAAAAUUGAUAGUAGAAGGGAGAAAAUGCAUAAAUAUAUAUAAAAAAAAUAUUUUAUUUUAUUAAUUUUUUAAUAAAAUUCGUAUUUCACCAAACUAACUGUGCAACAGAAAAACGAAUCGAUUGAAUUGACCAAAUUUUCCAGAAGGGGUGAUGCAUUCCACUUUUUGAUCAGAACUUAGAACGUUUGUGUUGUACCUGUCGCAUCAUUUGCAUCAUUUUGUGCCGUUUGCUGCCGGAUAUCAGAUGAACUGUUUUACUCUGUGAUUGAUUUGUAUAUUUAACACUGAUUUUUAUAUACAUGUGUGUUUAUAGUGCGUCCUUGUGAUCUGAAUAGACUUGUACAGUCCCCCAGGAUUUAAGCAUAUCGUGCCCGAACCCCUGAACUCGUAGUUACUGACAGUAGAUGUGAAUUUGUGUGUGUGUGUGUAUAAACAGGAUUUACUCUUUCCGCUGGUUUGCUGCACAGACUGGGACUGUGUUUCUAAUCCUCCGUCAUGUUUCCGUUUGUUUCUGUACUAAAGCUUAACAGCGUAAAUCUGAAUCUAAACACUGGCUUCAUUUUUCUUUAUUCUUUAUUUCCUAUCAGACAGAAGUGAGAGUAAACAGCAGGGAUUCAGAAUUCAUUAGAACUUUUAUGCUGGGACGCUUUAAGCACGCUGAACGUACACACACGUACAUUUUUUCACACUGGUCAGGGAUGCGUCCGGACUGCGUUUUAUAUAUACAUAUCACGGGAAUUUAUAUUGAACUGAGGAGUCAGUCCAGCAGCUACAUUUAAUUAGGACGGGUCCUUAUAUGAAUGGUCACAAAAUGAGAUGCUGCCAUGGGUCUGGCGACUGAUCUGUGACUGGUCACAUGGGUCACGUGGAGCCUAGUAUGGCAACUGGCUGUGCCCGAGGGAGGGAUGGAACUCGACCAGGCUUCGUUGCUGCCGUACAGUUGCGAUUUAGCAGACGCUUAUAACCAAGCAACCUUAUAUCCAAGCGACCUACAGUUUGAGCGAGUGAGGAUUCAGGGCUUUGCUUAGGGGCCCAACAGUGGCAAUUUCUAAUUACUAGUCCAGUACCUUAACCACUGAGCCACCGCUGUUCACAUGGGUAGCAUGUAAUAGUCUCAAGAGAACUGCAUAAGGGCGGGGAAAAUUAUUUCUAAUGGAGAGAAUUUAGGCAACUAGUUUGCUUCCGUUACUUCGGAGCCACAUUAUUUCGGAAGCGAAACAUGUCCGGGAUAAAUGACUACAUUUGGGGUAAGGGGAAAAGCGCAUACUGCUAAAAUAGUCCACUAAAAAAGGGAAAAUAAAUACAUUUAAAAUACUGUAAUACAAAGUAAGUGUUUGCUAAUGGAACCCUUAAACUUUUGUAUUGUUGCUGUACCUUACAUAAACACACGUAUCGUUCGACGGCCAGUUCUAACAGAUCAUGAAGUGUAUUGUGUGUAAUAAAAACCACGAGUGAUCAAAGCGAGAGGAAAUAUUUUCAGGUUUCUGGGAAAAAGACGGCAGCGUGUACAGACUUAUUCUUCUACAGAACGUCUAUUUUUCCAGUUUAAAGUUACAAACGUUCCUGCAAGCUCAAGAACCGACUCGGAUUUCUACCAGAACUUCAGGUUUUGAGGGAGCUGAACGAGCGGUUUAGCGCGUCUGUGUGCUUGAACACUGUAGUACUCUGUUAUUUAGGAAUAGAAGUCGGUAUGUUUUAGGUAACAUUGUGGUAGAAAACUGCCUGCUGCAUGUUCUACGUUCAUGAUAACAGAAUGUUCAUGUGACAUGUUCAGACUUUAACAUGUUUGUGUUUUGUAGCGUCGUUACGGAUAAAAAAUACAAUUAAAUAAAAGAAGGAAAUAAAACAGC
Trichomycterus rosablanca is the source of this 3810-nucleotide messenger RNA. RefSeq names its product tubulin polymerization-promoting protein. Gene Ontology annotation, cellular component: microtubule. Bases 262 to 1020 code for a protein of 252 amino acids. Gene Ontology annotation, biological process: microtubule polymerization; positive regulation of protein polymerization; microtubule bundle formation. The transcript has 6 exons. The record is from RefSeq and is a predicted model, not a curated record. Lineage: Eukaryota; Metazoa; Chordata; Actinopteri; Siluriformes; Trichomycteridae. Gene Ontology annotation, molecular function: tubulin binding.